AUGGCCGCCUCGUCCUCCGGCUCUUCUUUUACUUCUUCCUCUCUUGGCCGCCCGCCCUCCUACGCCCAACCAUACGCAAGUCCGCUUGACUCAACUUGGACCCCGACGUCCGGCGCUUCAACCAUCUCAGCUCUCACCUCCGAAGCCUCGGCCCCUCACGCCUCCCUCCGUCCGCUAGAUCUUGGUCCCCCGGGCUAUCAAGCGACCAUAACCCUCUUUGAAAAUACUCCCAACGAGCGCACUGUCUACUUAGGCCCUUGGGAGGUGGUUGGCUCCGAGCAGCGCCGCGUUCUGUGGCAGUGCAGCUACCAGAGCGAGCUUCUUGAACACUUCCUUCCGUCUGAUAUUCCCGCCGAUGUCUUUCCACAUACCCUUCACUCCCGCCAUCGGCCGUACACAGACCCAUGCGAACUUGAGCUGUACGUCAGCUUCCGUGAGCCACACCGCGUAAGGUAUACGACAGGCGAGGGCAUGGUCAUGCACGACCAUUUAAUGGAAGUCAAGUACGAGUUUACUACCGUCGAGAGCUCUCUGCGAUUCCAAGGAGAUGUCCGCCGAAAAGACCUAGUCGACUACUACGACAUUGAUGUGGUAUGGUCCGACGUGCAUGGACGAACAGACGGCUUUGGCAAUAUAAGGGGCAUGGGGUUGGUGCAGAGACUAAAGCUGUGGAGAGACCGCUACUCUACCUAUCACUCACUGACCGUGUUCGCCAACCGCGCCGGAGGCCGUCAGCAUCGGGAAUACGAGAUGCACAAUUUUGAAGGCGAACUGCGCAAUCGCGACGAUCGGCAUCGCCAGGUUCGUCUGACGGUCCGCGGUAGCCGGCGCAGCAGUGCGCCGGAUAGUGGCUCGUCACGUUCCCGGUUCGCCUUCUCACAUCGCAUGCGGCCCCGUGUCCGUUCGGGUUCGCAGGGCGGAGGCUCCAACUCGGAAGCAAGCUCAUCGCCAGGCACCCUAGACAUGCGCUACUUGGGUAUUCAGUUCAGCAAACGUGAAGACUAUCGCAGGUUUCUCGAGAAAUGGGUCGUGGCGCACAGCUCCGACAGCGAAUUCCAUGGCAUACCCUUUCCACCGCACCACGUUGAGCUGCCGUCUCCCCAAAUCCUACCAGGAGAGAUGUCGGAACUGCCAUCACCUGACAUAGGUAGUGGGCUUCAGCCGGUUGUCGAGCCACCAGACUCUUACGAGUCGGACUCGACUCCUUGA
This is a messenger RNA of Colletotrichum siamense, 1209 nucleotides long. RefSeq lists its product as uncharacterized. The transcript is spliced from 4 exons. The record is from RefSeq and is a predicted model, not a curated record. The coding region runs from base 1 to 1209 and encodes 402 amino acids. Lineage: Eukaryota; Fungi; Ascomycota; Sordariomycetes; Glomerellales; Glomerellaceae.